AUGUCCCUUCUCUAUGAUGAACAAGAUCCAUGGAAAGGAUGGACCAUACAAGAUGUGUAUCAAAUGUCGGAGAAGCAGUUGAGAGAUUUUUGUCGGGAAACCAUGAUCAUGCCGUCCUCAGAAAUACCCUCUCAUGAUUUGAGAGUUGCUGUGUGGAAGAAAUUACUCUCAAGCAAGGCUGCACCAAGCGAACUGACCGAACAAUCCUUUGCCAUCCAUGAAGAAGGAUCACUUCCGAUUAGUAAAAGUCAACUGAUUGAACAUUUGAGCAUGACCGAUCAAGACAAGUCUACUCUUUCGGAAAGUGUUGUUGAAAAGACGUUUAAAAUUCUGGUAUUUCAUCAUCAGUAUAUGGCUGAGAGAGCAGCUAUGGCAAACUCUUCUUCAUCCAACAACAUGAUGGUCCCACCUGUCAUUCCAAACAUUUUGAGUUAUCGACCAGAAAUGGCAAGAUUUGUCUAUCAAUUUAUUAGAUGUAUCAACGUGGAAUCAAUGCCUUGUUCCGAGUUAUAUCCAAUGGUUUUUGUCAUGCUCACCAGAUAUUUCAAACCGCUUGAAAGUAAGAACAAUCCAUUGUUAGAAAAAACCGACUCUGAACAAUUACAUCUCUUGUUGGAUUGCUUUGAUCAAAUGUUUAGACUUUUACUUCAGUAUCACGAUCCAGAGUUGCAAAUUCAUUUCGAUAGACAUAGAUUAGAAGUCAUUGUUGACGAAAUUAUUCCAUGGUCAAAAUCUUUAUUGGUUGAUUUGAUUAUACGUUCCAGCUCUAAUUUUAUUGAAAUAUUUACAUAUUUCCUCGAUAUUUUAAUUAUUGAACGAGACCCUGUGAUAUUUACCUUUUUUGUUAUUGCAAUUUUAAUGAGAGACAGAACAAACUUGCUUAAUUUAACAACGACCAAUGAGCUGAGACAAUAUUGUAAAGAUGCAUUGUCCUCCUCAUCUACUUCUAAACAACAGAUAAUUGUUCAAAAGAGUGAUAUUUCUUCCUUGUAUUUGGAAGUUAAAAAUUUGGAAAAGGAAACUCCUCUCAGUGCUCGAAAUCAACUCUUGUCACUCUUUCAAGCAUCUGCCGAGGUAAAAUUUGACAUGAUCAAAAAGCAAUUGCAAGAAAGUGUAAUUUUGCCAAUUCCAACAAGUGAAAUUGUUGAUUGUUUCACCAAAGAUCGAACCAGACAGCAACAACGAGCAAAAACGACAAGUGUCAAGUACAUUAUCAUUGAUUGCAGAAGUGUGAAGAGUUUCCAAUAUGCACGAUUACCAACAGCAAUUCAUAUCGGUACUCGUGUUGGAUAUGACGACGAGAAGAUGAAAGCUAUUUUACAACGAUUCCAAGAUGCCAAAGGUUCUCAUUUCAUCAUUUUUGGUACUGGAAGAAAAUUAGCAGAGGAAGAAAAUUUAUUGCGAGUUAUUGCAAUGAAAUUUGUGACUGCAACUUUUUCACAUGUGUCCAUUGCCAUUGACGGCUUCAAAGGUUGUAUCAAAUUCAUGACUUCAAAUCAAAUCGAAUAUGUCAAAGAUGAAACCGUUGAAAAUGCUAACAAUAAGAACACUUCGGGAAUUAACACUGAAGAAUGGGCACAAAAAGUCUCGAGUUUUAUUACAUGGGGUAAAAAGAUGGCAGAAGAAUUUGUCAAUGAGAACAAGGAUAAGGUUCCUCGUUUGGGUGCCUCACUUAACAAGGCGAAAUCCACCCUUGAAUCCAAGAUAAAACCUGUGUUCUCACUGGGAGAAGAAGGUUCAGGAUCUGAUGAUGAUGACCUUUCCAAUACAAGCGCUGUUAUGAGUGGUGACUCGUCACAACAAGAACCAACCACCGUUGUGAAAAUUGAUGAAUUAUCUACUCUUGGAGAGAAUAUUGCUCUAUUCACUGCUCAAACCAGAAAGACUCACGAACCAAGAUAUAUUGUAUUGGGAGAUAAUUUAAUCAUGUGUUUAAAGCCACAUCCACAAAUACUGGGUAGUGGCCUUAUUUUGUGGAAACGAACAUUGAGACAAAUCGUCAAACUCUCGUUUAAAAAGACAGAUAGCACUUCCUUGUCUUUUACUCUCAAAGGUUAUCCAAAUACUCUGUCGUAUGUUCCUCAACCUCAUGAUUCCUCGCAGAAAGAUCAAGCUCCUGCCUCCUUUGUUGAACAGCUCUCGAUGGAGAAGGCACAAGAAUGUAUUGAGCUUGUGCAAAGAAAUAUUCAAAAAUUGAAAGAAAAUAAAUAA
Messenger RNA from Naegleria lovaniensis, 2211 nucleotides. RefSeq lists its product as uncharacterized. Lineage: Eukaryota; Heterolobosea; Eutetramitea; Acrasida; Naegleriidae. The record is from RefSeq and is a predicted model, not a curated record. The transcript has 2 exons. Gene Ontology annotation, cellular component: trans-Golgi network. Bases 1 to 2211 code for a protein of 736 amino acids. Gene Ontology annotation, biological process: retrograde transport, endosome to Golgi.